Messenger RNA from Phragmites australis (common reed), 1802 nucleotides. Its product is annotated as probable aspartyl protease At4g16563. Lineage: Eukaryota; Viridiplantae; Streptophyta; Magnoliopsida; Poales; Poaceae. Gene Ontology annotation, molecular function: aspartic-type endopeptidase activity. The transcript has a single exon. The record is from RefSeq and is a predicted model, not a curated record. The coding region runs from base 159 to 1622 and encodes 487 amino acids. Gene Ontology annotation, biological process: proteolysis. Gene Ontology annotation, cellular component: extracellular region.
GUCUUACAUGCACCGUCCCCGGACGGACUUCCCCCACGCGCGAUUCACCACCUAGUUGAACCGGCCCCAGUCCCGCCGUCUCGGCGCUUCAAAACCCCCCCAAAACCACCCACGCCAACGCCAAAAAUCCGAGGAUUUCACACGCGAAGCGCCACGCCAUGCGCCUCCUCUGCGUCCUCCUCCUCGUCUCCGCCCUCCAACUCCAAUGCCACGGCCUUCUCCUCCCGCUCACCAACACCCUCUCCUCGCUUCGCCAGACCAAUGACACGCCCGUCCACCACCUCCUCCGCUCAUCGUCCCUCCGCUCGGCCGCGCGCCACCACCGCCACCGUGCGCACAGAAGCCUGCCUCCACGCGGCCACCGGCAGCUCUCGCUGCCGCUCUCUCCCGGCAGCGACUACACGCUGUCGCUCUCGGUGGGCCCGCAAUCCGCCGCCGCCCCGGUGUCUCUCUUCCUCGACACCGGCAGCGACCUCGUCUGGUUCCCCUGCGCUCCCUUCACCUGCAUGCUCUGCGAGGGCAAGCCCACGCCCAGACACUCCAGCCCGCUGCCCCCACCGAUCGACUCCCGCCGCGUCUCCUGCGCAUCGCCGCUCUGCUCCGCGGCGCACUCCUCGGCGCCCCCGGCCGACCUCUGCGCCGCGGCGCAGUGCCCUCUGGAGGACAUCGAGACCGACUCGUGCGGCGCGUCCCACGCGUGCCCGCCGCUGUACUACGCGUACGGAGACGGCAGCCUCAUCGCGCACCUGAGGCGCGGCCGCGUCGGGCUGGCCGCGUCCAUGGCCGUGGAGAACUUCACCUUCGCCUGUGCGCACACGACACUCGGCGAGCCCGUCGGGGUGGCCGGGUUCGGGCGCGGCCCUCUCUCGCUGCCGGCCCAGCUCUCUCCGACGCUUUCCGGCAGGUUCUCCUACUGCCUCGUGGCCCACUCCUUUCGCGCCGACCGGCUCAUCCGGCCGAGCCCCCUUAUCCUAGGCCGCAGCCCGGACACCGCCCGCCUCGGCACCGCCGAGCCGGACUUCGUGUACACGCCGCUGCUCCACAACCCGAAGCACCCGUACUUCUACUCCGUGGCGCUGGAGGCCGUCUCGGUGGGCGGGACGAGGAUCCAGGCCCGGCCGGAGCUCGGGUACGUGGACCGCGCCGGGAACGGCGGGAUGGUGGUGGACUCCGGCACGACCUUCACCAUGCUGCCCAACGAGACGUACGCGCGGGUGGCCGAGGCGUUCGGCCGCGCGAUGGCCGCGGCGCGAUUCGUGCGCGCCGAGCGCUCGGAGGCCCAGACGGGACUCACGCCCUGCUAUUACUACGCCGCCUCGGACCGGGCCGCGAACCGCGGCGUGCCGCCGCUAGCGCUGCACUUCCGGGGCAACGCGACGGUGGCGCUGCCCCGGCGGAACUAUUUCAUGGGGUUCAAGAGCGAGGGGAGGGACGUGGGGUGCCUGAUGCUCAUGAACGGCGGGGACGCCUCCGGGGAGGGCGACGGAGGAGGUGGGCCCGCCGGCACGCUGGGCAACUUCCAGCAGCAGGGUUUUGAGGUGAUGUACGACGUCGACGCCGGCCGCGUCGGGUUUGCGCGCCGCCGGUGCACGGACCUCUGGGACUCGCUGUCGCGCCGGUGAUUAUCCAUUCCAGUGGGGUGUCCUGUCCUCUUUGUUGUAUGAUUACGUAGCUUGUAGCUUGUCCAUGUUGUACAGAGCUGCAGCUGCCGCGUGUGUUUAGUGCCAAUGCGCCAUGAAUAUUUAGGAUUUAUUUCGUUUCUUUGUACUAUUUUCUUCUUUUUCUCAUCUCGUUCUGGUAAA